Anisakis simplex (herring worm) is the source of this 195-nucleotide messenger RNA. Lineage: Eukaryota; Metazoa; Nematoda; Chromadorea; Rhabditida; Anisakidae. The record is from the annotation of a GenBank genome assembly.
AUGGGUCACCGCACUUUCAGGGUCGCCUUCUCGAAGGCGGCAACUGAUGCGAUCACCUUCACAACCUACAGCACCUUACCGAUGACAAGUGCAAUGUCUUAUAGACCAACGAUAGGUGGCUUGAAAAUGCCGCAGAAGAAGAACGCUCGAGUGGCUGAAAGCAACAAAAAACAGGUGAAUGAGUAUCGUCAUUGA